AUGAUUUUCCUCUAUCCUCCAAAAUUCUGUGAAGCGGUAUUUGUUUGCUUCUCAAGCAAAAUUGAGCAAGUAUCGGGCGGAGUAGGAUUCAACCUUAAAGAAGUUUGUUCUGAUUCCUUGCGAUUCCUACCCUUAGAGCAGAUUGUAUACCACGUUCAAGAUGGAAGUGCAAAACCAUACGUAUAUGUCAAGUCGAUGGUUGAAUUCAAAAGCGAAGGGGGGAAUCCAGACAUAUUGAAGGUGGAGGUGCUCAACGAUUUUGAUAACGAGGACAUCGGACAGCAGCAGUCGGUCAGCAUCGAAAUAUCAAGAAAGGAUAAACAAAUACUUCUCCUUACAUCCAGCCCGUACUGUCAAACUGGUUUUUAUGGUGACGGAGGUAGCCUGCGCGGUUCCGUAGUAAAGACCGAACCUAAAGCGGACCUAUCUCAAUUCUUCAAAGGAAUAGAGGGAUCUAGAGAUACUCCUUACAUUAUUUCUGGGACAAUGGCUGGUUCUUCUCUGAAAAGUGCCGGAAAAACCUCAAAAAUUUAUGCCAACAUGAAACAAGAGCAGGAGUCACAAGAAAUCUGUUGUCCUUCAGACCUAGACUAUUCAGACUUUAUGGGAGAUGAGAACUGGUCCGAACAGUCAGCGAAGCCCAUUGCAAACGAAUACUUUAUUCGAAAACAAGAAAACUCACAAUGCAAAAAAGAUGAAAAGUCUCGCACAUCACCUCUACAAGCGAUCUCUAUCAAUAUGGCUACAUGUGAUUGGAUGAGGAUUUGUUUCGACAAGGGUUCCAAGUGGUGUGAUGCAGAGGGUAACGCACUUAACCUUCUGUUCAUUCACGAGGUCUUUAUUCCCACUGAUUCAGAUGAAGCAAUAAUGUUCGGCAUUGCAAAAGAUGAUAUGAAUGAGCUUCGCAUCAAUUUCAUGAUGAAAGAACCAGCUGUUCAAUUGCAAUAUGGAUUUAUCGGAAGUCAACCUGUUAUUACACAUACUAUGCAUUUGAAAUCCUAUCAGGAAGUUGGAUAUGACCCAUCAAAACUCACUUUGCAUGUUUUAAAAUCAAAGAAUUGUCGUGCACGCAUUCAUAGUGGCGAUGUUGAGGAAGCGAUUUCUGGUGCUGGAUUAAACUGCUUAACGAUAAAGGACUUCAAGUUCUUUGUGUUUGCUACUCUUAAUAUCCCUGACGAUUAUAAAUAUGAAGCCGGAACUAAGAUUGUAACACUCGACUAA
Messenger RNA from Necator americanus (New World hookworm), 1221 nucleotides. RefSeq lists its product as uncharacterized. Lineage: Eukaryota; Metazoa; Nematoda; Chromadorea; Rhabditida; Ancylostomatidae. The record is from RefSeq and is a predicted model, not a curated record. Bases 1 to 1221 code for a protein of 406 amino acids. The transcript has 13 exons.